Messenger RNA from Sarcophilus harrisii (Tasmanian devil), 6364 nucleotides. It is a transcript of the gene ACSS3, whose product is annotated as acyl-CoA synthetase short chain family member 3. The transcript has 16 exons. The record is from RefSeq and is a predicted model, not a curated record. Lineage: Eukaryota; Metazoa; Chordata; Mammalia; Dasyuromorphia; Dasyuridae. Bases 270 to 2351 code for a protein of 693 amino acids.
CUUCCUUCUUGGAUCCAGCUCAGCUUUUCUCACCAACUUCAGGAUCCAGUCUGCCACGCUCCAGGUCCUCCCCCCAAUCUCCCAACAAAACAAAACCACCCAACUUUAGGAAUUUGUCAGUCUCUCUGGUCCUACAAAGUGAAAGCUCCGACUAGAGAUUUCGCUACUCCGACGUCAGUGAAGGCCAGACGGAACUUGGGCAACUAACUAUCUCAUCCUCUCCCCACUUUCCCAGACUCCGGACUUUGACCUUGGGACGCGGGGCAGGGAUGAAGCCCUCUUGGCUGCAGUGUCGAAAGGUCACGGGCGCUGGGGGUCUCGGGGCCCCCCUGCAGGGCUCGGCUGCGGCUCGGGGAGCAGCCCCCCCGCGCCGCGCUUACCUGGCCCCCGCGCCACCGGGCAGUCGCGGCGUAGGUGCCGGCCGCCGCUCCCUGUCGUCCGGCAGCGGCACCAGCGGCGGUGUCAGUGAGUAUAAGACGCACUUUGCGGCCUCGGUGUCUGACCCCGAGAGGUUCUGGGGGAAAGCCGCGGAGCAGAUCAGCUGGUACAAGCCCUGGACCAAAACGCUGGAGAACAGCCACCCACCAGCCACAAGUUGGUUUGUGGAAGGAAUGCUUAAUAUUUGUUACAAUGCUAUAGACCGCCAUAUUGAAAAUGGACAAGGAGACAAGAUUGCUAUCAUCUAUGAUAGCCCUGUAACAAACACAAAAGCCACUAUUACCUAUAAAGAAGUUUUGGAACAGGUCUCCAAGCUGGCUGGUGUCUUAGUGAAGCAUGGUGUGCAAAAGGGGGAUACUGUGGUGAUCUAUAUGCCCAUGAUACCCCAGGCAAUGUACACCAUGCUGGCUUGUGCCAGGAUAGGAGCUGUUCAUAGUCUCAUCUUUGGAGGCUUUGCCUCUAAGGAGCUCAGCACCCGUAUUGAUCAUGCAAAGCCCAAAGUGGUUGUAACAGCAUCCUUUGGAAUAGAGCCUGGGAGGAGAGUAGAAUAUAUACCACUUUUAGAAGAAGCCCUGAGGAUAGGAGAACACAAGCCGGGCAGAGUUCUCAUUUAUAAUCGACCUAAUAUGGAAACUGUUCCUCUGGAUCCAGAUCGUGAUCUCGAUUGGGAUGAAGAGAUGGCAAAAGCCCAAUCCCAUGAUUGUGUCCCUGUUCUCUCAGAACAUCCACUUUAUAUUCUCUACACAUCAGGAACAACUGGGUUACCUAAGGGUGUGGUCAGACCUACUGGAGGAUAUGCAGUAAUGCUGAACUGGACCAUGUCUUCUAUAUAUGGACUAAAACCAGGAGAGGUUUGGUGGGCAGCUUCUGACCUAGGAUGGGUCGUUGGGCAUUCCUAUAUUUGUUAUGGACCUCUUUUACAUGGGAACACAACUGUUUUGUAUGAGGGAAAGCCUGUGGGAACACCAGAUGCUGGGGCUUACUUCCGUGUGCUCUCUGAGCAUGGAGUGGCAGCCUUGUUUACAGCACCGACUGCAAUUAGAGCCAUCCGUCAACAGGACCCUGGGGCAGCCCUAGGGAAGCAGUACUCUUUGACAAGGUUCAAAACUCUAUUUGUGGCUGGUGAACACUGUGAUGUGGAGACACUGGAGUGGUCUAAAAAUGUUUUCAGAGUACCUGUCUUGGAUCACUGGUGGCAAACAGAGACUGGAUCCCCAAUUACAGCUUCAUGUAUUGGUUUAGGAAAUUCAAAAACACCUCCUCCAGGACAAGCAGGAAAAUCUGUGCCAGGAUACAAUGUAAUGAUUUUGGAUGACAACAUGCAAAAACUGAAGGCCCGUACCUUGGGAAAUAUUGUGGUAAAGUUGCCUUUGCCCCCUGGAUCAUUUUCGGGACUCUGGAAAAACCAGGAAGCCUUCAAGCAUUUGUAUUUUGAAAAGUUUCCUGGUUAUUAUGACACCAUGGAUGCUGGUUACAUGGAUGAAGAUGGCUAUUUGUAUGUUAUGUCUAGAGUUGAUGAUGUAAUCAAUGUAGCAGGUCACAGGAUUUCAGCGGGUGCCAUUGAAGAGUCGGUGCUUUCCCACGGUACCGUAGCAGACUGUGCUGUCGUUGGCAAAGAGGAUCCUUUAAAAGGUCACGUUCCGUUAGCACUUUGUGUACUGAGGAAAGACAUAAAUGCGACAGAGGAGAAAGUUUUGGAAGAAAUCGUGAGACAUGUGAGACACAGCAUUGGUCCGGUGGCAGCUUUCCGGCACGCUGUGUUUGUUAAGCAGUUACCCAAGACUCGUUCGGGCAAGAUACCCCGGUCAACUCUGUCUGCUCUUGUCAAUGGAAAGCCUUACAAGAUAACUCCCACAAUUGAGGAUCCUGGUGUCUUUAACCAUAUAGAAGAAGUACUGAAACGGACAUCAUGACCUUUUUUUCCUUUUGUAAAAACUUGCAUAACAGUGGAGAAGAAAUGUUAUGUUGUUCUUCAGAUAUAGCUGGAUAAUUGGCAGGUCUCAGUAGUUAUUAAGAAAUAGAAGUUAAUUGUGUAGUACAAUGGAAGGUCCUUAAUUGAUUGUGUUUAUGAUUACUGUUAUUUGUUACAAGUGUUAGAUUUUUAUCCAUCAUUUAGUUUUUUUUUAAUGUUUUGUUUCACAUAAUUAUGCUAAAUUCUAGGAUGGGCCUAAGGAAACCAUAGUUGUCAGAGCUACAAGGGAUGUUGAAGAUUAUUUUACCUUACUUUUACUUCUCAUCCUCUAAUUCUACAGAUGAAAAAAACUGAAGCCAAAUGAAGCUUUGGCCCUUCUUCCUGCCUUAUGUUCAAAUUUAAUGGCCACUGCUCCUAAGAAAUUAGAUUUGUUAGGAGUUUGGCAUAGGAAUAGAAGUAGAGGAGUUAUUUUAUGUGACAAAUUAACCUUAGAAAGAGUAGGACAAUCUAGAUGGCAUGGGAAGGGAAAAAAUGAUUAGGUUAGAACUUAAAGGAUAUUGUAAUAAUAUUAUCCUAGAUUUAAUGCAUUUACUCAUUUUAUUGAUGAGGAAAACUGAGGCCACAAAAGAUAGGUGACCUUUCCAAUGUCCUACUGGUAGGAGUGUCAGAUGUGGGACUUGUAAAUUAAUAUUUGGGCUGAAGAACCAGUGUUCUUUCCACUGUACCAUGGUGCUUCCAAUUAUGCUAAAAAUAAAAUGGACCAAAUGAGAUUUUAUUAAUAAUUCCAUUCACACCAAAUGGGUACCCAUGGAAAAUUCUGAUGAACCUAAUUAUCUGAUAAACCCAAUUUUCAACAAAUUUGAAUGCAAUGAGAUAUACUUGCUCCCUGUAAGGCAUGUGUAGUAGAAAUUAUUGGAUAUAAUUUCAUCUUAGAUGAUUCACAAGGUAUUGCAGGACCUUUUAGUCCUCUGGGUAAAAAAGAAAAUAAAUGAUCAUCACUGUAUAGGGCUGUAGUUUUACUAAAAAACAAAAAAAACAAAACAAAACAAAAAAGCAAUAGGAUUCAGACUCCUAAUGCUUUGGAAUUUACUAUUUGAAUAAACAUGUCAACUUAUUUACUUGUCUUUUAUUUCUUUUAAAACCAGUAUGUACUGUGCAAAGGGAAAAAUCUAGGAUUUUUGUUUUUGAGAGUCUAGAGAAAAUGCAUAGUUUCUAUGCAAGAAACAGUUUAAAUUUUCUCCAUAAAUGAUGCAAAGAAAAAUAAUAUACUUUUUAAGUUUUUCAAUUAAUUCAAUAUAUAGAAAACGAUCUAGCUUACCUUGGAGUUUUAAAGAAAUAGAAUUUUUUUUUGCCAUUUCAUGCAAUUAUUAAAGAUGUAAGUCCUAACAGAUUUAAAAAUCAAUGUCUUUCUCUGACAAAGGUUACCUUGUUUCCUUUCUUUUUUAAAAAAAAUGUAGUUAUAUUGAUUAAAAUGGAGAAUUCUCUUGAAGAAACAAUUUCUCCAUAUAAGCACCCAACUCCCAUCUGUUGCAUAUAGUCACAGCAAGACAAGAGACAAUGAGCAGGCCAAUAAUAAUUCAAAAAGGUAUAUUGGCAAUGUUUCAUUUAGUACUUAAAGAUAGAGGGACCCUUUGGUUGCAGAUUCUAAUGAUGACCCAGAUGGGAGAGACUGGAAAAUGUUGUAUUGUAUUUGGGGAAGGGAGAAGAGCUUUUUUCUCAGCACAAGAUUGAGCAGCUUUGUAUUUUCAUUGCUAUUGAAGGAAGUCUUCACCUCAGUCAGAUCCUAGGAACAUUAAAGUGUAGGCAGUUAUUCCCUUUUAUACUGAGCAGGUGAGGGGAAGGGGUAUUAGGAUGUAGUACUCUGUGAUCUGGAAAAUUUGUAUAAAAAUUUUUGAUCUUCCCAUCAUAACAGAGAAGUCUGAACUUUAUGGUGUAUUUACAGUAUUAAAUGAUAAAAUAUCUGAUAUUAUAUAAUAUUAUACACAUAUUUUAUGCAUUUCUGAGUUUCUAAACUUUUUCUGUGUCAUCUGUUAGCCUUUGCUUCUCAUCUGUGGUUUCUAAAAAAACUCCCGCACAAUUCUUAUUUAAUUUCUUAUGCCAACUUGGAAUAUAUAGCAAACAUGAUGGGGAAAGUCCCAGAGUAGAGGGGGUAACUGUACCUUCAGGGAAAUUUUAGUCUAUGAAAAGCAGCAGUGGCCAUUUAGAAACUUCUUCAUUCAUAUUUAUUACCCUUUCCUCCUGCAUUUUAAUCAUGGGGAUAAUUUUUAAAAAUAUUUUGAAAAGGUAAUCCCAGAGCUUGUUAUUAUUUUAGGUAGCAUAGUGGAUAAAAGAGUUGUCUUCAAAACCAAGAAAACUUGAUUUCUAUAGAUUCAGGACCUCUCAGUACUGUUACAGAAUAUUUUCAGGGAGGGAGUCUCUUCACUUGGCGGUUCCUUAAAUGAGUGGUGUCGAGUUCAAAUAAAAAACAGGAGAACAUGAACCCAUGCACAGGACUCCCUGCAAGCCACAUAUUGACUUAGCCACAAAUUAUCGUAAUGUUUUGUAUUAUUUUGUUAAUUCCCAAGUACAUUUUAAUCUAGUUGGGUGGGCACUUGGGAAUGUUGUGGGCUGAAUGUACUUUUUGUUUGACACCUCUGCCCUAGACAACAAAAGCACAGAUCCAGUGUUUAUUUCCCCUUGUGUGAUAUGACUAAUGACUUUGCAUCUGCUUAUUUAAGGGAAAUACCCCCAAAUGUUUUUAAAAUGUCUAGUUUCCUUCCUACUUAAGAAAAAUUGUAAUCAAUUUACUAGAUAAUUUUCUUAUGAAAACAUUUUUUAUCUGUUCACUCCUUUUACUUAAGAAAAUUAAAUGUAAAAAAAAAUUAAAUGUAUCUCUUGCCUAGUUGGAAAUUUAGACCAAAACUAUCAUAUUUUACAUGUGAGAGACACUGAUAUAUAACCAAUACUAGAAGUGAGUUGGCAGCCAUGUUUGAAAAUUAUAAAACUAAUUAUAAGAAAGCACACAAAAGUGACAGCCCAAAUUAUGUAAAAUCCUUUUUAAAAUAUACUCUUAAUAAUAUCCAAUGGGAGGACUUGCUAGAGAUGAUUCCAGGGUGAAUGAAGAUACCUGAGAGGUCAUGUAGUUAUUACCAUUAUGCCAGUAAUAAAAGAGAGUUUAGAAGUUUGGAAUCUGGUGAAAGCUAUCUUGUCUUUUAAAAGGUCUUGUUAACUCUCUGAAAGUAUGUUUAAUAUUUUUUCUGAAUACCCCUCCUUGCUUAGCCUAGCUAUCUGUAACGAAUAAAAUUGCUUGUUUAUCCAUCUUCUUAUGGAUAGGAACUAUCUUAGCUUAAAUGCUUGAUUCCAUCUGCAAACCAAGGGUGCAUUCUGCAGAUUUAUAAUCACACAUCUGCAAAUGCUUCUAACUUCUCAACCCACUGAUAUGCAAGUUUAGUCUUCCCCCUUGUGGUACAAUCAGGUAAGAACCAUCACGCUGGGAUUUUAUCUUCACUGAGCUAUCAACAUUGUGGGAUGGUUUUAUUUGCACUUUCCAACUAUAUGCUUUGUAAAGUGACUAGCUACAAAACAAAGAUUAAACACAGCAGUGGAAGAAUUUUUUUUAUUGACAAUUUGGGGAAAAUUCUCUCACCGUUACCUUUCUACUGAAAUCUGUCAAACAGAAGACAACAAAUGUUAUGUACGUGCAAACAUUGCAAAUUAAACUGCGGAAAGAAAUAACUAAAAGACAGGUCUUGAGCUUAAUAAAGUCAAGCAGCAGAAAAUUAGCAUUUAGAUAAAUGGUAUUACUAAAUAGGUUGUACUUGGAAAUUUCCCAUGUAAACAAAGAAUAAACAACAGUCACACCACCAAAUAAAGUCACAGGGAAGAGUUGCUCUUCUAUAUUUUUUAUACACUAUAUAUGUUAUUUAUUCUGUCUUUCAGUUAUUUCCUCUGAUAAAAAUGGACUUCAGGGAAGUCUCAAGGCCAUCUUGGCUAAAAGCUUAUAACAUUAAUCAUGGGUCUGGCUAAUGCCCUAUG